Messenger RNA from Polypterus senegalus (gray bichir), 2042 nucleotides. Its product is annotated as psychosine receptor-like. The transcript has 2 exons. NCBI's taxonomy places the organism in Eukaryota, Metazoa, Chordata, Cladistia, Polypteriformes, Polypteridae. Gene Ontology annotation, biological process: G protein-coupled receptor signaling pathway. Bases 192 to 1112 code for a protein of 306 amino acids. Gene Ontology annotation, cellular component: membrane. The record is from RefSeq and is a predicted model, not a curated record. Gene Ontology annotation, molecular function: G protein-coupled receptor activity.
GAUGAUGUAAGAACCAAUACGCCAGCCUCACGUUUACGCCUUCCUCUUACUAGUGUGAACUGCAAGUGAAGCCAAGCCAGAGUGCAGGAGGAAGUCGGAGGCAAGUAGCCGUUCGCAGGUCAACUGGGUAAGAAGGCAUCUGAGAUUUGCCAGUCGCCUUCAGGGCACCAAAGAAGCCACUUUCUGCAUCCAUGGAUAAUGAGAGUACAGAACACUACAAUGCUUCUGAAAUAGUAAUCUCUUUGGUUUACAUCUCCGUGACAAUCUUCAGUAUUCCAGCCAACCUUUUGUCACUUUUUGAGUUCAGCAGGCAGCUGAAAAAGAAAAAUGAACUUGCAGUCUACCACAUGAAUCUGGCAGUGGCAGAUCUCCUGUUAAGCAUAAGUCUGCCAUUCUGGGUUUAUAUUGCUUUAGAACAUCCAUCUGUGAAGAAAAGCGCAGCACUUACAUUUAACUGUUUCCUUACCUUUUUGAACUAUUACGGAAGUGCGACAUUCCUAUGCUGCAUUGCAGUUGACAGGUACUUGGCCAUUGUGUACCCCCUAAGGUUUUAUGUUUUGAGAAAAGUAAAAUUUGCUGUUUACAUCAGCUUCAUUAUCUGGACUUUACAACUGCUGCUCACUUCUGUUCUGGUUUUUUCAAGUGAGACCAUUACGGAUAGCAACAGCAGUUCAUUUUGCACCACAACUUGUUCGGACAAUGAUUGGAAAGUUAGAACUUUCAGUUUUUUACGAUUUUUUAUAGGCUUUUUUAUUCCUUCCUCACUUAUAAUCUUCUGUGGCUAUGGGAUUUACAAAGGUGUCAUGCAAAACAAGGCUACCGGCAAGCACGAGAAGAGUACAGUUAACAAACUGCUCUUGGGCAUAAUAGUAACCUUUUUAAUCUGUUUUGGCCCCUAUCAUGUUGUCCUUCUCAUUUGCAGUGUGAAAAACUACGAAAGCUCAGAGAGUCUAGAGUUGGUCGUCACAAUAACAGGCUGCCUUAUAACCUUAAACUGCAUUGCAGACCCUCUCCUCUACUGCUUUGUACAUGAAAAAGCUAGAAAGAAUUUUGUGAACACCAUGUUGCUUUGUAAAAAAAGGCAUUGUUUGUGUAGUAACGAUGAGGUAUAAUCAGGUAACUGUUUACAACUGUACAGUAAGAUAUCUAUGGCUAUAAUAAUAAACAUGAAAAAUGAAACAGAGGAAUUUAAAAUAUGUAUGCACUCUUUAGGUUUAAACAGCAUGUAUAAAAAUGUCAACAUAGUGAGAAUGAUGUUGGAUGACAAAUACUAGUUGUUAAUGCUGAGUUCUUUAAAGGCAUCGUGUACUCUGCAUAUCCCGAUACACUGCAAGACUGAUGGCGCUAAAUUGAAGCUGCCUGUGCUUUGGCAGCACCAAGAAAAGAAGACUGCCACUCGGCUGAGUUUCACUUGGCAUGCUUUAGUAGAUGUGAGUUUAGUCCAAGUACAAGUAAAGCACCUCUCAGCUUUGUGAAAUAAUAGCGGGUAAUAACAAUAGACUUCAAGUUGGAUCCUGUAGAAUGAAACUGAGGCAGCAUGGUGGUGUGGUGUUUAGCGCUGCUUCCGUGCUGGUUGUUUCUUUUAUGGAGUUUGCACAUUCUUCUUGUGUCUUCAUGGGUUUUCUUGAUGUAUUCUGUUUGAUCUCUGAGAUUCCAAAGACAUAUGCUGGGUUAAUUGUUGUUACUAAAUUUCCCCUAUUUAAUUGAAUAUGCCUUGUAAUGGACCAGUGCCCAUACAUGGAUGGAUCCUACCUUGUACCUGAUACUGCUGGAGCUGGCUUCCCACACGGUUUCUCUCUCGUGGCGGGAGAAAGUUUGAGAAUAUUUGUUAUAGAAUGAAGCAAAAGAGAUAAGAACUGAAUAAAAAUAGCUCUGGAGGGCAAUUAUAGUUGAAGUGUUUGUAUAUCCACAGUCACACUGAUAUAUUGUCUCCUUUUUUAACUCGCACAACUUCUUUGAGUGAUGUCUCAAUGCUGUGCCUUCCAGGGUUUUCACGUCCUAAUCCUGACACCCCUUUUAGGAGACCUUAAGGUCAGAUUGCU